Messenger RNA from Dermochelys coriacea (leatherback sea turtle), 2138 nucleotides. It is a transcript of the gene CITED1, whose product is annotated as Cbp/p300 interacting transactivator with Glu/Asp rich carboxy-terminal domain 1. Gene Ontology annotation, cellular component: nucleus. Lineage: Eukaryota; Metazoa; Chordata; Testudines; Dermochelyidae. The record is from RefSeq and is a predicted model, not a curated record. Gene Ontology annotation, biological process: regulation of DNA-templated transcription; melanocyte differentiation. The transcript is spliced from 2 exons. Bases 250 to 750 code for a protein of 166 amino acids.
GCCGGGCCAUGUGCUAGGAGCGAUCGCAGCGGGUAUAAAGAGGGACAGCGCAGCCCGGGUCCGCAGCGGGGCAGAACGGCGCGCUACUUGGCCCGGGCCGGGGGCCUGGCUGCGGAGGUCGCCCUGGUGGCGAGGGGGCCGCGGGCACCGCUGCAGUGGCUGUGAAGUCUCUGCGGAGCAGCCGCCCCAUGGGGAGCGGGGUGUCCCGACGGGGACGCGUCUGAGGCUGCCGAGAGGACCCAGCAGGAGAUGAGCUCUCUGGUUUAUCCCAGCCUGGGCAUGAAGGACCGCAAAGCAGUGACCAUCCUGCACUACCCUGGGGUGGGCAUGAACGUCAGCAAGGCCAGCACGGGACCCCACAUCACCAGUGCAGGCAUGAUGGCCCCCUCUGUGACCCCCCUGCCUUCAAAGCAGCCCUCCUUCACCCUGCCAACAGCCCCUCACCUGCUGGCCAGCAUGCAGCUGCAGAAACUCAACAGCCAGUACCAUGCCAUGGGGGUCUCGGGGCACCCAGCAGAAGCUGGGCCCAUCCAGAGCUGGGGCUUUGGAGCCCAGCCCCUGGGCCAAGGGGCACUGGCUCCCCCUGCUGGCACCCACAGCCCUGGCAUUAUUGAUUCCGAUCCGGUGGAUGAGGAGGUGCUGAUGUCACUGGUGGUGGAACUGGGCCUGGAUAGAGCUAAUGAGCUCCCAGAGCUGUGGCUGGGCCAGAACGAGUUUGACUUUGCUGCAGAUUUCCCUUCCAGUCGCUGAUGCCAGACUGACCUUGACCACAGGCAACCCUGGCAGAGGACUUUAACUGGACAGCCGUCAGGGGCAGGCUGGCAUGAUGGACCUGUUGGCCCUCCAGCCAACUGAGGCUGGCUCCUACUGCAGCUGAGUCCCCCUCUGCAAAGCUGCACCCAUGCCAUUCAGGACAGUUUGGUGAAGCUGGAGAAACUACAGCGCAGCUGGUGCUCCAUGGGGCGUUUUUUGGGCUGCGUGACCUAGCACCUGGUGGUGUUGCACCUUGCUGUGGAGGGCUAGUGUCUCCUGCUGGAGAUGGGAUUUAGCCUCCAGGGCACCAUUCCCCAAACUGGUGCUGGAGAAGGUGGACUGGCAGGCGAAUGUGGCAGGGCAGAAGCUGAAGACACAGGAAUGUAGGCUCAAGCAAUACGUACACCCCUGCUGUGGCUUGGGAAAGGGCUGCCCCAAAGGGGUCCCUCACACAGCUCCCAGGGACCAGAGCUGUCUCCCAUCCCUGCAGGGGGCCAGUGACUCACUUUACAGAGGAGACAGCUGGGGACUAAGCACAGUACCUGUGCUGCUGGGGGUGCUGGGACUGGGGGGAGACAGGGUCUGUUUCUGCAACAGCACGGGGCUGCUCCUGUGUGGCUUUUCAAUAAAACCCGUGGAAGGAAUCGGCCUGCCCGCAAGGCUGGGGCCUGGCUCUUAUCACCCCUUGUGCUGAUUUACAGUCAUUGCAGAAAACCAAACACGCUUGCCCUGCCCCGCCCCCUUCUCCAAGGCCUCACCCUGCUCACUCCAUCUCUCCUACCUCUGUCACUAGCUCUCUCCCACCCUUGCUCGCUCACUCAUUUUUACCAGACUGGAGCAGGGGGUUAGGGUGAGGGCUCCAGCUGGGGGUGCAGGCUCAGGAGUGGGGCCAGGGGUGCAGCAGGGGGCUAUAGGCUGGGGCUAAGGGCCUUAGAGUGGGGGUGAGGGCUGUAGGGUGGGGCCAGAAAUGAGUGCAGAGUGUGCAGGACUCAGGGUGGGGGUGCAGACUCUUGGGUAGGGCUGGGGAUGAGGGGUUUGGGGUGCAGGAGGGGGCUCCAGGCUGGGGUGGAGUGCAGUGGGGAUGGCACACAGGCUGCUGGGGGCAUGACCUGUGGUUCUUAGGUGUGCAGUGAAGCUGAGCAACUCUGAUUUCUCCCAGCCAAUCACAGGGGAACAGUAGGAAGGCUGGGUGCAUAUAGACCGUGGCUGCUGCCACAUGGACAGGGCCAUGUAGACACACCCUGUCACUGCACUAUUUCUAUUUGCAGAAAACCAGUGUGGACGUGGUAGUUCACAUGUUAUUUUGCAGCAGGGUUGCUCUUGCUUCACCUAGGCUAACACAAGAAGAGUGACUCCGGCAUAGGUAGCUUGAGUUAGCGCUGCAG